AUGCAAGAGGUUGGCAUCAAUGAGCAGCAGUUUUUGGAGGCAUGCUCCUCUCCUUUCGCCAAGUCCAAAACCUUACAGGUAAGCGCGAUGAUCAUCUUUUUCAUAUGCUGCCACAAAUACGCCAGAUACGUAGAUUUAGAUGGAUGAGUGUGCAGUUUUACAUUGAAAAUGGGUUCAGAUAACAGAACCUCUACAAACAAUUGCACAGUACGAGAGUUGCCUUUUUAAUUAAGUGCUUUGCACAAGAGUCAGUGGAAGGAAGAUGUAAACCAUUGCUCUGAAAUUCAGGUCCUAGGUCUAUGUAUGGGCCAGGGCAAGGCAUCUCUUUAGAUACAGCAUUAAGGCUCCCCCUAAGAAUAACAUCAUCAAUGCCACUCUGCUCUGUCACUUGCUCCAUCAUGCCCCUUGUGAUGACCAAUAUCUAGAGGAUUUGUAUUAUGAUGAUGACAUCCAAUGGUUGCUGGAGACUUUCCAGCUCUUGGUCUCUUACUUUGGACUCUGGCCUUACUGAACAGAGUGAAGGCUAUAUUCUGUAUCCGGGCAGAAUUCAAUAGCCUCCAUCUCAGGACAAUUAAUUUAAUGCACCUUUAAUGCCAUAUAGCCUGUCAUGUAUUUGUUAUGGUUCAGAUGCCCCUAAAUGAUUCCUGUAUGUGAGGGAGUUCAUUAGUGAUUACUUAUUAAUGUAAUGUUACACGCAGUAGGCUACCUGACGUCUGACCUAACACCUUUAACAGUAGAGAUUAGCUCUUUGACAUCCCAAAGGCCUAGUUGCGCCCCUGUGUAGACCUGUUUACUGAUUUUAUGAAAAGGGCCUAUGGUUGUUGCCUGCUGGAACCAGCCAAGUGCAGCAGUCAGUCUGCUUAACCAGGCUUGCAUGGCAAGCAACCAAGAACAAAACAUUUACAGAUUGAACUACCUGUGAAGAAAGGUAGGCUACGUGUUAAUGCUUUGAGGGCAAGCUCCUUUCAGGUCUGCACAUGCUGUUACCUGUCUUUACCGUCCACCAAGGAAUUACAGCACAUCUGCAAGGUUGUGAUGGUAGCUAAUUCCAUGAGGUUUCAAUCUCAGAGGACCUUAUCACCAUUGAGCCUAAUGCUCUCCUGCAAAUCAUUCAAGUUAACUUACAUCCUAGAUCAGCUAUUGUUGAAAUGCGUUCUCCCCGUCGUGGACUGAGGAACAUGUCCCAUCAUGUUCAACUCCAUGGCCAAAGAAUGUAUGGACCUGUAUGACAAUAAACAAUAGGAAAUGGUUCCGGUACAUAAUGAUGAAUUCUGUUUCUCCUUUAUCUGGUGAUGUUGGGUUGUGAGCCUGAGACAGUUAGCUACAGGAAUUCAGGUAGACCUGAUAUAUGACAGGAUUAGUGGGCCAGGCCUGAAUUGGAUUAGUGAGAUACAGGAACAGCUCAAGGGAGCUAUUCCUGAUGGAGAGUGUUACUUAGACCCAGAUCCAGCGGUGCCCUCUGGGACUUACCUGGGCCAGAAAAAGACCUCAGUUGUGAGUGAUAGAGAGAGAAUGCAUGCAGCUGAUCUGGUUUCAACACUAACCAUGCUGUUGGCCCACUGUAACAAUGACAGUGCCAACUGCCAAGAAUGCACACCCGGAGGCAGUAGAACCCAAAAUAACUUCCUUUACAAGAACAAACAUGAAUAAUUAAUUUGACUAGCCAAAAUAGUUAGAAAAUGAUUUAUUGCUUGUUAUUAACUUGUUACUAACCCCUUGUCCUUUUGUCUGUCCAAUGUCCAUCCUAAUUAGUGUGAGAUAGGCUAACUGUUUUCUGCUCCUGUCCUGUCUUCCUUGGUACAGACUGUAUUCCAUCCCAUCCUGGCCACAGAUGACUUCCAGAUGUUCAGGGCUCUCAUGGUGCAGAAGAACAUGGAGCUGCAGCUCCAGGCGCUGCGUGUCAUUAAAGAGAGAAAUGGUAGACUUAUAGGCCUUGUCAGUGUUGUCACACAACUCCUAAUUAGGGUUUCAAAAUCCUAUAACUUUCCAGAUUUUCCAGAAGUCUUGUUUGGAGGAUUCUGGAUUUCCUGAUUCUCGGAAUCUUUCGAGCGGGAUUUCUGUAGAAAAUAUUGGGAAAGUGACUUGAUAUUUUUGCAGCCCUAGUCCUAAUGCUUGCCUACCGUACCUGCUUACACUGUACUCCAUCAUGCGGGCAUGUGUGCACACGCACUAUGGUACUGAUGAGCCUACACAGUCUAAAACUACACAGAUUAAACCGUUUGUUCUAAUGCUCCACUCCUUUGUAUGUAGGUGCCCUGCCUGAAUGUCUCACAGAUGGAGCAGAUGUGAUGAGUGAGCUGGAGCAGCAGGAGCUGAAAAUUUUACAGGAGGUGCUCAAGUAAGAGACAGAACUGAGGCCUUUACACCCAAUCUCAUACAUGCACUGUGACUCUUUAAUUUAUUUAUGUAAUUUUAUAAGAAAAGGGUUUUCAUCAGGAUCUCAUCAAUGAUGUAGGCCUUUGUGUAGUUUCCUUUACUAAUUAGAACAUAUAGGGCCCAUAGUUUUUCCUGAGCACAUCGUUAGACCUGGAAAAACUCCAGCUCCAAUGAUGGUCUACAACUAGGGUCUGGAGACUUUCCUGGUCAGGACAUUUGGUCAUGAACAACUCCUGGCUCUAAGCGUUAUGCUAUCUAUGAUAAUGCACUUGCCUACAAUAGUAUCCAUUUUGAUGUUUGUAUUCUGUACGGUGUGCUGGUGUUUGCUCUGGUUGCAAAUCCAAUGUCCUCUUUGGGGAUCAGUGUUUGUAUUUAUUAUGGAUCCCCAUUAGCUGCUGCCAAGGCAGCAGUUACUCUUCCUGGGGUCCAGCAAAAUUAAGGCAGUUAUACAAUUUUUAAAACAUUACAAUAAAUUCACAACAGAUUUCACAACACAUUAAGUGUGUGCCCUCAGGCCACUACUCUCACAUAUCUACAACACAAAAUCCAUGUGUACGUGUGUGUAUAGUGCGUAUGUUAUCGUGUGUGUAUGCAUGUUCUAUAAGGUGUAUUUGUAUCUGUUUUUUAAAAUCUGAUUCUACUGCUUGCACAAAUUACUUGAUGUGGAAUAGAGUUCCAUGUAGACAUGGCUCUAUAUAGUACUGUGCGCCUCCCAUAGUCUGUUCUUGACUUGGACACUGUGAAGAGACCUCUGGUGGCAUGUCUUGUGGGGUAUGCAUGGGUGUCUGAGUUGUGUGCCAGUAGUUCAAACAGACAACUCGGUGCAUUCAACAUGUCAAUACCUCUCACAAAUACAAGUAGUGAUGAAGUCAAUCUCUCCUCCACUUUGAGCCAGGAGAGAUUGACAUGCAUAUUAUUAAUGUUAGCUCUGUGUACGUCCAAGGGCCAGCUGUGCUGCCCUGUUCUGAGCCAAGUCCCUCUUUGUGGCACCUGACCACACGACUAAACAGUAGUACAGGUGCGACAAAACUAGGGCCUGUAGGACCUGCCUUGUUGAUAGUGCUGUUAAGAAGGAAGAGCAGCGCUUUAUUAUGGACAGACUUCUCCCCAUAUUAGCUACUGUUGUAUCAAUAUGUUUUGACCAUGACAGUUUACAAUCCCGGGUUACUCCAAGCAGUUUAGUCACCUCAACUUGUUCAAUUUCCCCAUUAUUCAUUACAAGAUUUAGUUGAGGUUUAGUGAAUGAUUUGUACAAUGUUUUUCGUUUUUGAAAUACAGUGGGGGAAAAAAGUAUUUAGUCAGCCACCAAUUGUGCAAGUUCUCCCACUUAAAAAGAUGAGAGGCCUGUAAUUUUCAUCAUAGGUACACGUCAACUAUGACAGACAAAUUGAGAAAAAUAAUCCAGAAAAUCACAUUGUAGGAUUUUUAAUGAAUUUAUUUGCAAAUUAUGGUGGAAAAUAAGUAUUUGGUCACCUACAAACAAGCAAGAUUUCUGGCUCUCACAGACCUGUAACUUCUUCUUUAAGAGGCUCCUCUGUCCUCCACUCGUUACCUGUAUUAAUGGCACCUGUUUGAACUUGUUAUCAGUAUAAAAGACACCUGUCCACAACCUCAAACAGUCACACUCCAAACUCCACUAUGGCCAAGACCAAAGAGCUGUCAAAGGACACCAGAAACAAAAUUGUAGACCUGCACCAGGCUGGGAAGACUGAAUCUGCAAUAGGUAAGCAGAUUGGUUUGAAGAAAUCAACUGUGGGAGCAAUUAUUAGGAAAUGGAAGACCACUGAUAAUCUCCCUCGAUCUGGGGCUCCACACAAGAUCUCACCCCGUGGGGUCAAAAUGAUCACAAGCAAAAAUCCCAGAACCACACGGGGGGACCUAGUGAAUGACCUGCAGAGAGCUGGGACCAAAGUAACAAAGCCUACCAUCAGUAACACACUAGGGACUCAAAUCCUGCAGUGGCAGAUGUGUCCCCCUGCUUAAGCCAGUACAUGUCCAGGCCCGUCUGAAGUUUGCUAGAGUGCAUUUGGAUGAUCCAGAAGAGGAUUGGGAGAAUGUCAUAUGGUCAGAUGAAACCAAAAUAUAACUUUUUGGUAAAAACUCAACUCGUCGUGUUUGGAGGACAAAGAAUGCUGAGUUGCAUCCAAAGAACACCAUACCUACUGUGAAGCAUGGGGGUGGAAACAUCAUGCUUUGGGGCUGUUUUUCUUCAAAGGGACCAGGACGACUGAUCCGUGUAAAGGAAAGAAUGAAUGGGGCCAUGUAUCGUGAGAUUUUGAGUGAAAACCUCCUUCCAUCAGCAAGGGCAUUGAAGAUGAAACGUGGCUGGGUCUUUCAGCAUGACAAUGAUCCCAAACACACCGCCCGGGCAACGAAGGAGUGGCUUCGUAAGAAGCAUUUCAAGGUCCUGGAGUGGCCUAGCCAGUCUCCAGAUCUCAACCCCAUAGAAAAUCUUUGGAGGGAGUUGAAAGUCUGUGUUGCCCAGCGACAGCCCCAAAACAUCACUGCUCUAGAGGAGAUCUGCAUGGAGGAAUGGGCCAAAAUACCAGCAACAGUGUGUGAAAACCUUGUGAAGACUUACAGAAAACAUUUGACCUGUGUCAUUGCCAACAAAGGGUAUAUAACAAAGUAUUGAGAAACUUUUGUUAUUGACCAAAUACUUAUUUUCCACCAUAAUUUGCAAAUAAAUUCAUUAAAAAUCCUACAAUGUGAUUUUCUGGAUAUUUUUUUCUCAUUUUGUCUGUCAUAGUUGAUGUGUACCUAUGAUGAAAAUGACAGGCCUCAUCUUUUUAAGUGGAAGAACUUGCACAAUUGGUGGCUGACUAAAUACUUUUUUCCCCCACUGUAUUUAGGACUAACUUAUUCCUUGCCACCCAUUCUGAAACUAACUGCAGCUCUUUGUUAAGUGUUGCAGUCAUUUCAGUCGCUGUAGUAGCUGACGUGUAUAGUGUUGAGUCAUCUGCAUACAUAGACACACUGGCUUUACUCAAAGCCAGUGGCAUGUUGUUAGUAAAGAUUGAAAAAGGUAAGGGGCCUAGACAGCUGCCCUGGGGAAUUCCUGAUUCUACCUGGAUUAUGUCGUAGAUGCUUCCAUUAAAGAACACCUUCUGUGGUUCUGUUAGACAGGUAACUCUUUAUCCACAAUAUAGUAGGGGGUGUAAUGCCAUAACAUACGUUUUUCUAGCAGCAGACUAUGAUCGAUAAUGUCAAAAGCCGCACUGAAGUCUAACACAAUUUACUAAGGGUUGGUAACAGGCUGAUUGGUCGGCUAUUUGAGCCAGUAAAGGGGGCUUUAAUAUUCUUAGGUAGCGGAAUGGCUUUUACUUCCCUCCAGGCCUGAGGGCACACACUUUCUAGUAGGCUUAAAUUAAAGAUAUGGCAAUAUCGUCUGCUAUUAUCCUCAGUAAUUUUCCAGCAAAGUUGUCAGACCCCGGUGGCUUGUCAUUGUUGAUAGACAACAAUACUUUUCACCUCUUCCACACUUACUUUACGGAAUUCAAAAUUACAAUGCUUGUCUUUCAUAAUUUGGUCAGAUAUACUUGGAUGUGUAGUGUCAGCGUUUGUUGCUGGCAUGUCAUGCCUAAAUUUGCUAAUCUUGCCAAUGAAAAAAUCAUUAAAAUAGUUGGCAAUAUCAGUGAGUUGUGUAAUGAAUGAGCCAUCUGAUUCAAUGAAUGAAUGAGCAGAGUUUGCCUUUUUGCCUAACAUUUCAUUUAACGUGCUCCAAAGCUUUUUACUAUCAUUCUUUGUCAUUUAUCUUUGUUUCAUAGUGUAGUUUCUUCUUUUUAUUCAGUUUAGUCACAUGAUUUCUCAAUUUGCAGUACGUUUGCCAAUCGGUUGUGCUGCCAAACUUAUUUACCAUACCUUUUGCCUCAUUCCUCUCAACCAUACAAUAUUGCAAAUCCUCAUCAAACCAAGGUGAUUAAAGUUUUUACAGUCAUUUUCUUAAUGGGUGCAUGUUUAUUAGUAACUGGAACAAGCAAUUUCAUAAAUGUGUCAAGUGCAGCGUCUGGCUGCUCCUCAUUACACACCAAAGACCAAUAAAUAAUAUUUACAUCAUCAACAUAAGAAUCACUACAAAACUUAUUGUAUUACCUCUUAAACAUUAUAUUAGGCCCAGCCUUUGGAACUUUGGUUUUCUUAGAUAUGUCUACAAUAUUGUGAUCACUACAUCCGAUAGAUUUGGAUACUGCUUUAAAACAAAUUUCUGCUGCAUUAGUAAAGAUGUGAUCAAUACAUGUUGAUGAUUUCAUUUCUGUGCUGUUUGUAACUACCCUGGUAGAUUGACUGAUAACCUAAACCAAGUUGCAGGCACUGGUUACAGUUUAAAGCUUUUUCUUGAGUGGGCAGCUUGAUGAAUGCCAGUCAAUAUUGAAAUCACCCAGAAAAUAUACCUCUCUUGAUGUCACAUACAGUAUCAAGCAUUUCACACAUAUUAUCCAGAUACUGACUGUUAGCACUUGGUCUAUAGCAGCUUCCCACAAAGAAUGGACUUUAGGUGAGGCAGAUGAAACUGUAGCCAUAUUACUAAAACAGUAUUUAACAUGAGAUCCUCUCUAAGCUUUACAGGAAUAUGGUUCUUAAUAUAGACCGCAACACCGCCCCCAUUGGCAUUUCUGUAGAUGUUAUAACCAUGUAUUGCUACCACUGUAUCAUCAAAUUUAUUAUCUGAGUUUAAGAGAGUUAGAAUAUGUAUCUGUUACUAGCAGGUUAUUGACUUCCUGAACCUUGUUUCUUAGGCGACAUACAGUGCAUUCAGAAAGUAUUCAGACCCCUUGACUUUUUCCACAUUGUUACGUUACAGCCUUAUUCUAAAUUGUAUAUAUAAAAAAAAAAUCCUCAAUCUGCACACAAUACCCAAUAAUAAGAAAGCAAAAAACAGGUUUUUAGAAAUGUGUGCAAAUUUAUAAAACAAAAAAUGAAAUCUUAUUUACGUAAGUAUUCAGACCCUUUGCUAUGAGACUUGAAAUUGAGCUCAGGUGCAUCCUGUUUCCAUUGAUCAUCCUUGAGAUGUUUCUACAACUUGAUUGGAGUCCACCUGUGGUAAAUUAAAUUGAUUGGACAUGAUUUGUAAAGGCACACACCUGUCUAUAUAAGGUCCAACAGUUGACAGUGCAUGUCAGAGCAAAAACCAAGCCAUGAGGUCAAAGGAAUUGUCCGUAGAGCUCUGAGACAGGAUUGUGUCAAGGCACAGAUCUGGGGAAGGGUACCAAAACAUUUCUGCAGCAUUGAAGGUCCCCAAGAACACAGUGGCCUCCAUCAUUCUUAAAUGGAAGAAGUUUGGAACCACCAAGACUCUUCCUAGAACUGGCCGCCCGGCCAAACUGAGCAAUCGGGGGAGAAGGGCCGUGGUCAGGGAGGUGACCAAGAACCCGAUGGUCACUCUGACAGAGCUUCAGAGUUCCUCUGUGGAGAUGGGAGAACCUUCCAGAAGAACAACCAUCUCUGCAGCACUCCACCAAUCAGGCCUUUUAUGGUAGAAUGGCCAGACGGAAGCCACUCCUCAGUAAAAGGCACAUGACAGCCCGCUUGGAGUUUGCCAAAAGGCACCUAAAGGACUCAGACCAUGAGAAACAAGAUUCUCUGGUCUGAUGAAACCAAGAUUGGACUCUUUGGCCUGAAUGCCAAAUGUCACGUCUGGAGGAAACAUGGCACCAUCUCUACAGUGAAGCAUGUUGGUGGCAGCAUCAUGCUGUGGGGAUGUUUUUCAGCGGCAGGGAAUGGGAGACUAGUCAGGAUCGAGGGAAAGAUGAUCGGGGCAAAGUACAGAAAGAUCCUUGAUGAAAACCUGUUCCAGAGCGCUCAGGACCUCAGACUCGGGCGAAGGUUCACCUUCCAACAGGACAAGACCCUAAGCACACAGCCAAGACAACGCAGGAGUGGCUUCGGGACAAGUCUCUGAAUGUCCUUGAGUUGCCUAGCCAGAGAUCGGACUUGAACCUGAUCGAACAUCUCUGGAGAGACCUGAAAAUACAGUGGGGAGAACAAGUAUUUGAUACACUGCCGAUUUUGCAGGUUUUCCUACUUACAAAGCAUGUAGAGGUCUGUAAUUUUUAUCAUAGGUACACUUCAACUGUGAGAGAUGGAAUCUAAAACAAAAAUCCAGAAAAUCACAUUGUAUGAUUUUUAAGUAAUUAAUUUACAUUUUAUUGCAUGACAUAAGUAUUUGAUACAUCAGAAAAGCAGAACUUAAUAUUUGGUACAAAAACCUUUGUUUGCAAUUACAGAGAUCAUACGUUUCCUGUAGGUCUUGACCAGGUUUGCACACACUGCAGCAGGGAUUUUGGCCCACUCCUCCAUACAGACCUCCUCCAGAUCCUGCAGGUUUUGGGGCUGUCGCUGGGCAAUACGGACUUUCAGCUCCCUCCAAAGAUUUUCUAUUGGAUUCAGGUCUGGAGACUGGCUAUGCCACUCCAGGACCUUGAGAUGCUUCUUACGGAGCCACUCCUUAGUUGCCCUGGCUGUGUGUUUCGGGUCGUUGUCAUGCUGGAAGACCCAGCCACGACCAAUCUUCAAUGCUCUUACUGAGGGAAGGAGGUUGUUGGCCAAGAUCUCGCGAUACAUGGCCCCAUCCAUCCUCCCCUCAAUACGGUGCAGUCGUCCUGUCCCCUUUGCAGAAAAGCAUCCCCAAAUGUUUCCACCUCCAUGCUUCACGGUUGGGAUGGUGUUCUUGGGGUUGUACUCAUCCUUCUUCCUCCAAACACGGCGAAUGGAGUUUAGACCAAAAAGCUCUAUUUUUGUCUCAUCAGACCACAUGACCUUCUUCCAUUCCUCCUCUGGAUCAUCCAGAUGGUCAUUGGCAAACUUCAGACGGGCCUGGACAUGCGCUGGCUUGAGCAGGGGGACCUUGCGUGCGCUGCAGGAUUUUAAUCCAUGACGGCGUAGUGUGUUACUAUUGGUUUUCAUUGAGACUGUGGUCCCAGCUCUCUUCAGGUCAUUGACCAGGUCCUGCCGUGUAGUUCUGGGCUGAUCCCUCACCUUCCUCAUGAUCAUUGAUGCCCCACGAGGUGAGAUCUUGCAUGGAGCCCCAGACCGAGGGUGAUUGACCGUCAUCUUGAACUUCUUCCAUUUUCUAAUAAUUGCGCCAACUCUCACCAAGCUGCUUGCCUAUUGUCCUGUAGCCCAUCCCAGCCUUGUGCAGGUCUACAAUUACACAGCUUUCUGGUCUUGGCCAUUGUGGAGAGGUUGGAGUCUGUUUGAUUGAGUGUGUGGACAGGUGUCUUUUUUACAGGUAACGAGUUCAAACAGGUGCAGUUAAUACAGGUAAUAAUAAUAAUAAUAUGCCAUUUAGCAGACGCUUUUAUCCAAAGCGACUUAGUCAAAAAAUGAACAGGUCUGUGAGAGCCGGAAUUCUUACUGGUUGGUAGGUGAUCAAAUUCUUAUGUGAUGCAAUAAAAUGCAAAUUAAUUACUUAAAAAUCAUACAAUGUGAUUUUCUGGAUUUUUGUUUUAGAUUCCGUCUCUCACAGUUGAAGUGUACCUAUGAUAAAAAUUACAGACCUCUACAUGCUUUGUAAGUAGGAAAACCUGCAAAAUCGGCAGUGUAUCAAAUACUUGUUCUCCCCACUGUAGCUGUGCAGUGACGCUCCCCAUCCAACCUAACAGAGCUUGAGAGGAUCUGCAGAGAAGAAUGGGAGGUGUAUCAAGCUUGUAGCGUCAUACCCAAGAAGACUCAAGGUUGUAAUCGCUGCCAAAGGUGCUUCAACAAAGUACUAAGUAAAGGGUCUGAAUACUUAUGUAAAUGGUUAUUUCCGUUUUUUAUUUUGAAUACAUUUGCUAAAAUUUCUAAAAACCUGUUUUUGCUUUGUCAUUAGGGGGUAUUGUGUGUAGAUUGAGGGUGAAACAAACAUUUAAUCUAUUUUAGAAUAAGGCAUUAAUGUAACGAAAUGUGGAAAAAGUGAAGGGUCUGAAUACUUUCCAAAUGCACUGUAUGUUAACGUGUGCUAUUUUUUAGCACUUUCUGGGAUGCUUGAUUGUUUUCUUUGCUUUACUGGGAAGCUUAGCAGAAGUAGACAUGCUCAUGCUAUUUAUGUUAGUGCAGGGUGAGCUGCACACAGUGGACUUCCUACUAGGGCACACCACCUCAGUGCUAACACUAUAACUCUGGUUCAUAGGCACAUGAUUACUGCAUACAAUAGCUGUGGGAUCAGCAGAGGCAUUCAGGGCAGUUCGAGGGACAUAAAUUAGGUUACUUACAUUGUCUUCCAAAACCCCUGGGAAAAUGUACAUUUGCUGAAGCAUUAUGACAACUCAGCGACACAAUGGUAGGGAUUAAAUGAGCAGGGCUUGAGUAAUUUGAUAAAUAAUUGUCUCAACGCAGCCUUAUAAUGCUGUGAAAGGAUUCAGGAACCAAAAUGAUUUGGGUGGAUCCCACCUUCCUCAUAAAGACAAGCAUUGUUUCCAGAAGGUAUCAAAAUUAUCAAUAAAUGUUACACCCACAGAGCUGCAGUAGUCUCAUAGCCAGUUAUGGAGGGCUAAAAGUCUGCUGAAACGGUCAAUGCCAUGCUUUAGGGAGGGCAGAGGGCCAGAUAUUAUGGAGCGUUUGUUGGUGUCAAGCAGUGACCCAAUCAGUUUCUUUAAAAUCCAUCUUCAGCUGUUCUGAGCUACCCUUCAUAAAGUCAUUGAAUCCCACAUGAACCAUGAUAGACUCAAUUUCCUGAUGUUUAAAAUGUUUGGGAGCAGCUUAUUGAUGUCCUGUACUCGUGCUCCUGGCUAGCACAAAGUCUUUGCUCCAGGGACUGAGACAUUUCUCACCAAUGAACUGCCCAAUACAAUGGCCGGAGAAGAGAAUGGAGAAAUCCGCCCAUUCCUACCCCUAACACAAUUUGUUGAACCUUUCACCGGUCCACGAGAAGCAGGAUAGCGUACGCCCGCUGCUCCCGGCGACAGGUCCAGACCUCCCAGAGCAGGAGUGCCCCGUCAGAUCCAGAGAGGGGGAAAGGAGCCAAACUCGACGAUGAAGCCGCUGCUGGAGUCAGCAUAGUUAGUCAGCACCGGAAAUCCCAGCGAUGAAGGUGCAGGUAGAUCAGGCACCAGUGCAGCGAAGCUAUUCCUUAUGUCAAUCUGCUCCGAACCUCUUUGUCAUUCCCAUCCACUUAGCAGCAUGCCGCUGCUUUCGGCUUCCACGACAUGUGACCAGCGCUGAUUGGAACAGUCUUCUUGCUGUUCUCCGUCUACUUCAUUACAAGAUGGAGAAGGAGAAGCAGAUGGAGACUACUUCUUUGGCAGGCAAGUUCCAGGUAGCACAGACCAUUCGGAUAGGGACAUAUGACAAGGUGGGGAAACUACCAUCAGGAGUUGAGGACGAGAAAGUUCCAAUUUGCGUUUUCCCCACAAAUUCGCACAGAAUUGAGAUUUGCUUGCAAAGCAUACCCACCUCAUUCCUGUAAUCCUCCGCUAGCAAACACUUGCCACAUUGUAACUCCAUAUUGUCAAUAUUGUCCCGGACAAGAGCGUAAUAAACACAGCUUCUACAGCGCUGGAAAUGUUUGUUAGCUCCGUUGCAACCCAGCUAGCUAGUUGGUAGCAGGUGUUGACACAAACACUUAUAAAACUAAGUAAAACUUCGGAAACAACAGGUCAAGGCGCAGGAGGUAUCAGAGUUUGUGACAGGAAAUUACGUAAGAUGUAUAGCCAGGACCAGGAGUGAACAACACAUACUGUCUCACUAUUUUGGUAAUUCUUGUAAACCCUUGUGUCGGUGUCGUCAUGUUUCGUGGUAGAUGGCUGUGUAGUAAGUCAGUGAGUGACAAAUCAUCCAAGAUUAUAUCUUCCUUGUUCUCUAAUGGGAUUUCUGCAUUUGAAGCUAAGCGAAGUGCAGCACUAAAGGUUGUGUGUCCAAAGGGAACUAAGCUCCUUGAUGGGUUUACACUCUUUUUUUUUUGUAGUCAUUUAGCAGACGCUCUUAUCCAGAGCGACUUACAGGAGCAAUUAGGGUUAAAUGCCUUGCUCAAGGGCACAUUUUCACCUAGUCGGCUCGGGGAUUAGAACCAGCGACCUUUCGGUUACUGGCACAACGCUCUUACCCACUAAGCUACCUGCCGCCCAUGAUGGCGAUCAUAUAUAUUCAAUAUAUGUAUAUUAUAUACUUUCAUAGAUAUUACAACAUUUCAUUAGAGAUGUGGCCUCUAUCCAAAACAGAGGAUAGCACUUAAACAAAUAACAUUUUCUGCAGAGUAUAAUGGCAAUGGAGAACAUUUUGUUUUUAUCCUUGUCUUAGGGCUGGCCCCACCCACCACUUGAAGUCUAUUUGACGUGUCAGAGGGACUUGUUCUAGAUCUAUGUGAUGCGUCUUCAUUCUUUGACUGUAAGUGGUCUAAUCGGGGCAUUAGAUCGCUAGUUCACCCAGAGCUUUGAGAUGUGCUUCACAAGAGCUAGGCCUAAUUUAUAGCACAGAUUGUGUAGAGACCACUUGGCCUACGUUGCUCUCAUGUGAAGUUAUGUUCUCAGUUAUGCUCAUCGAAAAUGUUGCAAAAUGUUUGUGCUCUUCAAAUCCUGUGUGAUGGAAAGCUUCAUCCUUGUUGAAUCAAGCUGCUAAUCAAUAACAUUAAGAGAUCAUCAUGGUGAGUGUCAGCAAGGUGGUCACCAAGGACAGGAGCUUGGACUGCCAGCUCUGGGACCUAGUACUGUAGUACGAGUGGUAUAAAGACACUAUUUAUUAAUUUUUUAUUUUAUUUCACCUUUAUUUAACCAGGUAAGCCAGUUGUGAACAAGUUCUCAUUUACAACUGCGACCUGGCCAAGAUAAAGCAAAGCAGUGCGAUAAAAACAACACAGAGUUACAUAUGGGGUAAAAAAAAACAUAAGGUCAUAAAAUACAACAGAAAAUAUAUAUACAGUGUGUGCAAAUGUAGCAAGUUAUGGAGGUAAGGCAAUAAAUAGGCUAUAGUGCAAAAUAAUUACAAUUAGUAUUAACACUGGAAUGCUAGAUGUGCAAGAGAUUGUGCGCAAAUAGAGAUACUGGGGUGCAAAAGAGCAAAAUAAAUAACAAUAUAGGGAUGAGGUAGUUGGGUGGGCUAAUUUCAGAUGGGCUGUGUACAUGUGCAGUGAUCGGUAAGGUGCUCUGACAACUGAUGCUUAAAGUUAGUGAGGGAGAUAAGUCUCCAGCUUCAGAGAUUUUUGCAAUUCGUUCCAGUCAUUGGCAGCAGAGAACUGGAAGGAAUGGCGGCCAAAGGAGGUGUUGGCUUUGGGAAUGACCAGUGAGAUAUACCUGCUGGAGCGCAGACUACGGGUGGGUGCUGCUAUGGUGACCAAUGAGCUAAGAUAAGGUGGGGAUUUGCCUAGCAGUGGGUUUGACGACGAACAUGUAGUGAGGACCAGCCAACAAGAGCGUACAGGUCACAGUGGUGGGUAGUGUAUGGGGCUUUGGAGACAAAACGGAUGGCACUGUGAUAGACUACAUCCAAUUUGCUGAGUAGAGUGUUGGAGGCUAUUUUGUAAAUGACAUCGCCGAAGUCAAGGAUCGGUAGGAUAGUCAGUUUUACGAGGGCAUGUUUGGCAGCAUGAGUGAAGGAGGCUUUGUUGCGAAAUAGGAAGCCGAUUCUAGAUUUAACUUUGGAUUGGAGAUUCUUAAUGUGAGUCUGGAACGAGAGUUUACAGUCUAACCAGACACCUAGGUAUUUGUAGUUGUCCACAUACUCUAGGUCAGACCCGUCGAGAGUGGUAAUUCUAGUCGGGUGGGCGGGUGCCAGCAGCGUUCGAUUGAAGAGCAUGCAUUUAGUUUUACUAGUAUGUAGGUUAAUGUACUGUAUGUUGUUUAAGACUGGCAGUAGGCCAACCUUUAUUCAACUACAAAUGGCUUGCGAAAGUAUUCACCCCCUUUGGCAUUUUUCCUAUUUUGUUUCCUUACAACUUGGAAUUAAAAUAGAUUUUGGGGGGAUUUGUAUCAUUUGAUUUACACAACAUGCCUACCACUUUGAAGAUACAAAAUAUUUUUUCUUGCGAAACAAACAAAAAAUAAGACCAAAUAUUUUUUCAACUUGACCGUACAUAACUAUUCAUCCCCCCCAAAGUCAAUACUUUGUAGAGCCACCCUUUGCAGCAAUUACAGUGCAAGUCUCUUGGGGUAUGUCUCUAUAAGCUUGGCACAUCUAGCCACUGGGAUUUUUGCCCAUUCUUCAAGGCAAAACUGCUCCAGCUCCUUCAAGUUGGAUGGGUUCCACUGGUGUACAGGAAUCUUUAAGUCAUACCACAGAUUCUCAAUUGGAUUGAGGUCUGGGCUUUGACUAGGCCAUUCCAAGACAUUUAAAUGUUUCCCCUUAAACCACUCGAGUGUUGCUUUAGCAGUAUGCUUAGGGUCAUUGUCCUGCUGGAAGGUGAACCUCCGUCCCAGUCUCAAAUCUCUGGAAGACUGAAACAGGUUUCCCUCAAGAAUUUCCCUGUAUUUAGCGCCAUCCAUCAUUCCUUCAAUUCUGACCAGUUUCCCAGUCCCUGCCGAUUAAAAACAUCCCCACAGCAUGAUGCUGCCACCACCAUGCUUCACUGUUGUGAUGGUGUUCUCGGGGUGAUGAGAGGUGUUGGGUUUGCGCCAGACAUAGCGUUUGCCUUGAUGGCCAAAAAGCUCAAAUUUAGUCUCAUCUGACCAGAGUACCUUCUUCCACAUGUCUUUUGGCGAACACCAAACGUGUUUGCUUAUUUUUUACUUUAAACAAUGGCUUUUUUCUGGCCACACUUCCGUAAAGCCCAGCUCUGUGGAGUGUACGGCUUAAAGUGGUCCUAUGGACAGAUACUCCAAUCUCCACUGUGGAGCUUUGCAGCUCCUUCAGGGUUAUCUUUGGUCUCUUUGUUGCCUCUCUGAUUAAUGCCCUCCUUCCCUGGUCUGUGAGUUUUGGUGGGCAGCCCUCUCUUGGCAGGUUUGUUGUGGUGCCAUAUUCUUUCCAUUUUUUAAUAAUGGAUUUAAUGGUGCUUCGUGGGAUGUUCUAAUAUCAGAAACUUUAUUUAUAACCCGACCCUGAUCUGUACUUCUCCACAACCUUUUCCCUGACCUGUUUGGAGAGCCCCUUGGUCUUCAUGGUGCCGCUUGCUUGGUGGUGCCCCUUGUUUAGUGGUGUUGAUGCUGCCACCACCAUGCUUCACUGUUGUGAUGGUGUUCUCGGGGUGAUGAGAGGUGUUGGGUUUGCGCCAGACAUAGCGUUUGCCUUGAUGUUGCAGACUCUGGGGCCUUUCAGAACAGGUGUAUAUAUACUGAGAUCAUGUGGCAAAUCAUGUGACACUUAGAUUGCACACAGGUGGACUUUAUUUAACUAAUUAUGUGACUUCUGAAGGUAAUUGGUUGCACCAGAUCUUAUUUAGGGGCUUCAUAGCAAAGGGGUUGAAUACAUAUGCACGCACCACUUUUCUGUUAUUAAUUUUUUUCAUUUCACUUCACCAAUUUUGACUAUUUUGUGUAUGUCCAUUACAUGAAAUCCAAAUAAAAAUCAAUUUAAAUUACAGGUUGUAAUGCAACAAAAUAGGAAAAACGCCAAGGGGGAUGAAUACUUUUGCAAGGCACUGUACAAGUAACACAUUCAAACACACCAGUACAACCCUAUAAAACCAUGGGGUUCUUUGUUGGAAAGUAACCUCUCAUCAUCUGAGUUAUGCGACUAUCUAGGCCCAGAAUAGGGGAUGAAUCUACCGAUAUUUGAACAUAUCUCCCUCUGUGUUUGCACAGGAUGUCAAAGGAUGAGUAUUACCAAGAGAUGGCUCUGAGACUGCAGUCAGAGGAGGAGAUUGGCUCCACGUCCAGAAGCUGCUCUGAUAGGCCACUUCUAGAGGCAGUCAGUGUCCAGACGACCGCCUCCACUCAACAGACAAACAGCACUAACAAGGUGAGUUAUGAAUCUAAUACUGACCCAUUGGAGUGAUGUAAUACAAAAAGAAUAAACACCAAUGACUCUGUCUGCCUUUCUUCAGAGUGUGAUAAAUGUGUCAUAUUUCAUGUAUUCAGAGCUAUAGUAUUCUUCUGUGCUAUGUAAUUUAGCAUCAACACGAAGGGGUAGUGAUGAGUGCAGCAGCCAGCUGCUUACAGUCCCUGCAUAGGCUACAUAUCAUGUUACUAGACGGUCUUCAAUCAGUCACAUCAAUCUCCUAAUGCAGAGCAGUACAUGAUCUGGCAGAUAUCCAGCCCUAUUCAAGGACAUGGACUCUCUUUACUACAAUGGCUGGUUUUUCUAUUACUUGAUUGAAAGUGAUCUCAGAAAGCAGAAAAUGGCUUGUGUAAACUAAAGCAUUGACUUGUAACACUGUUUUUGCUGCAUUAUCGUUACAAUAUAUGGUGUUUUAGCCUGUAUAUUAACCUAAAGUGGGGUAUAUGACAACUCUCUUGUAUGUUGCACAUGCUAAGGCCAAGGCGAAGGUGGGGAACAGUGGGGGCCAACAGCCCUCUGUCGCUCUGGUCAAUGGCAACGCAACGGUAACUCUCCUAGUUAUGCAAUAGCAGAUUGUGUGCUAGACCUGUAGUCUGUUGUGGUCGCCCAUAAAUGUUAGCUGUACAACCUGAACUUUGAAGCUCAGUGGCAUUAGAACUGGAACAGCUAGAUGCAAUGACAUGGCUGCCCUGUGCCCUCCCUGUAGGUUAACAGUACAUCUCAGAAGAAAGAGGAGCUGAAGGCUGCUGUAGGUGGAGGUGGUGGGCAGAUGAGUCCAGCCAAGACCAGCACAUCUACCCAUUCUAAGUUGCCAUCAGGUAAUAAUACUGAUACUGUCUCCAACAAUUUUGCCUACUCUUUUCCUCAUAUAAUUUGGUGUGUGAAAUUCCCUUCUCUGUAUCAUAUUUUCAGCACAUGCUUGCUCUAUUACUAGCCUUUAGUGAUGUCACUGUACCCUCCCUUUUCCUGCCCACUAGUGAUUUAUUCUAUGUGCCCUCAGUUUAUAGUAUACACUACUGUUACCCUUGAAGCCUUUCCUGUAGUGUAGAUAUAGCACAUGAAUGCUAAAAGGUUAAUAUACUUCAGAGGGUGUAUGAGUAAUAGAUGGUUAUGUGUUGAUGCAGAGCAGGGCAGUGCAGAGCCACGGGUCCUUCCUGCAGUGAGGGUACCAGUGAAGGGUACAGAGCCUCCGGCUGUCUCCAGGGAGAAGGGCAGCAGCAGCCAGGCAGCAGAGGGCUGGAUAGAAGAGGCAUGCAAGGAGGCUGGCAUUUCCAAUCUAUUCACAGUGAGACUUUCCUACUGCAUAUACCAUACCUGCCAUGUGUGUCAUGCACUGACUAUAAGUCACUCUGAAUAACUUGAUUGUGGCAAAAACAACACUCAGGCAACAGUACAUAGAAAGGAAACCUUGAAAGGCUACAUUACCAGUUUUGUUGGAGACUGAGGACUGAUGGAUUGUGUUUCUGUGUGUGUUCAGGAGUUGUCAGCAGAGCAGCAGGAACAACUCCAGCAGAGGGCGCUGUAUCUGAGGCAGCAGAGGGACAAGCUUCAGGCCCUGAAAAAAGAGCAGAGACCCAAACCAGCCACACCAGAAAAAAACCCAGCACCCCCUGCCAGCACACUGGUAACAUCACACCUACUUCUAUAAUGACUCUUCCUGUAAGCAUAUGGGUAGUAUUUCUCCAUAAGACACACGUAACAGCUUUCGUUUGUGGUAGAUAAUGCACCACACCUCGGCUGAUGACUGCAUAUUCAAGUAGAACGCAAAGAAUACGGCUAGCAAAGCACCGGAGGUCAACUCUGGUCUUCCUGUGUUUUUUAGUAGUGAGUUUCAAUCCUUUGUCUUUGUUUAAAAUAAUAUUUUCUCUUGAUUUCCCCUGAUAUUUAGUCUCAGUUUUGUCUGUUUUCACAUUCUUCCCUUUUUGAAGUUUGGAUUUGCUUCUGCUCUUUAUUCCCUCAUUUUAUUUUGCUGCAUUGCCAAUCAAAGGACGAUGGUCCCAAAAUGAACGGGGGUGGUGCUAGUAUAAAGGAAGAGCGGGUCAAUGCACCCCAGCCUGUGAGCUCUCCUGUGGGGGGACAGGAGAAGCAGCCCAAGGUGAUCUGUUUGAGUGAUGACAUUGUCUCCACUGUGUAGUGCUGCUGCCCUGUGUGCUUCUAUUCUUACUGUAGCACAGCCCUGCGCCUGUCAAUAUGGCUGAUAUGUGCAACAUGACUAGAUUUAGUGGUGCUACCGUUCAAAAUUUGACUCAAACACUUGUUUUCUCUUCAUAGGAGAUCUCUGUCGAAGAAAAAAAGAAGUUGCAGAAAAGAAAACAUCUGGCAGAAAAGCUGAAAGAGGAAGUCAUCAAAAAGUAAAGUCAACUGUAGUCAAACUGGACCAUCAAUUCAUUGGGAAGCUGAGAUGGACUGUGCAUUUGUAAUGGAAGAAUGCAGUAUUUAAAUGAUUCUUGAUAGUCUUAAAAGGGAAUGACAUAUUGGUUUCCUUACCCUGUAAGCAGUCUAUGGACAAGGUGACAGCAAUCCAUG
Molecule: messenger RNA, 18744 nt
Organism: Coregonus sp. 'balchen'
Lineage: Eukaryota; Metazoa; Chordata; Actinopteri; Salmoniformes; Salmonidae
Source: the annotation of a GenBank genome assembly